This is a messenger RNA of Trypanosoma conorhini, 366 nucleotides long. RefSeq lists its product as uncharacterized. The coding region runs from base 1 to 366 and encodes 121 amino acids. The record is from RefSeq and is a predicted model, not a curated record. The transcript has a single exon. Lineage: Eukaryota; Euglenozoa; Kinetoplastea; Trypanosomatida; Trypanosomatidae.
AUGAGCGCGGACCCUGAUGCACCGGCGGAUCCCAAUCGCCGCAGCGGGGGCCACAUCAUUCGCAACAUGAUUUAUCGACACGACAGCGGUCGUAAUCUUGAGAUUGUCACAGGCUGGCAGGAUCAGGGGACGCGUGAGUACAAUCAACGCAUAGUGCCUCCCGCCAAGCUGGAGCUGCACCCGAGGCACCCAUGCCACGCCCUCAACGCACAGCUGCUGCGCUGCAGCUUGGACUGCCCGGCGGAAAUGAAGCUGGCGGGACGCAUCGCCACGUGCAACACGGAGCGCAAGAAUCUCAUGGUUUGUCUCACAAAAAACAAGCACUGGAAGCCAGCGCCCCCGUCGGCGUGGUACAGGCUUUGGUGA